GCGUCAUGCUGCGUGAUAAGAAAAUCGUAUAAGAGCUGCUACGCAAGGGAGAGUGGUUAGUCCUUGGCCAACAUCGACACCAGCUGCCGCCUCACCACCCUAAAAAACCGAAUCUCCACCAAAAUGUGUGACGAAGAAGUAGCCGCCCUGGUAGUGGACAAUGGCUCCGGCAUGUGCAAGGCCGGCUUCGCUGGUGAUGACGCACCGCGAGCUGUCUUCCCCUCCAUCGUGGGCCGACCCCGUCAUCAGGGUGUGAUGGUUGGCAUGGGCCAGAAGGACUCGUACGUGGGCGACGAGGCCCAGAGCAAGCGAGGUAUCCUCACCCUGAAAUACCCCAUCGAACACGGUAUCGUCACCAACUGGGACGACAUGGAAAAGAUCUGGCACCACACCUUCUACAACGAGCUCCGCGUCGCUCCCGAGGAACACCCUGUCCUGCUCACCGAGGCUCCCCUCAACCCCAAGGCCAACCGCGAGAAGAUGACGCAGAUUAUGUUCGAGACCUUCAACAGCCCCGCUAUGUACGUAGCCAUCCAGGCUGUGCUUUCUCUGUACGCCUCCGGUCGUACCACGGGUAUCGUGCUUGACUCUGGCGACGGCGUGUCCCACACAGUACCCAUCUACGAGGGAUAUGCACUCCCCCACGCCAUCCAGCGCCUCGACCUCGCUGGACGUGACCUUACAGACUACCUGAUGAAGAUCCUGACCGAGCGCGGCCACACCUUCACGACCACUGCCGAGCGAGAAAUCGUCCGUGACAUCAAGGAAAAGCUGUGUUAUGUUGCACUUGACUUCGAAGAGGAAAUGUCAACUUCCACACAGUCUUCUUCCCUUGAGAAAUCUUACGAGCUCCCUGACGGUCAGGUGAUCACCAUCGGCAACGAAAGGUUCCGCUGCCCCGAGGCCAUGUUCCAGCCUUCCUUCCUUGGCAUGGAAAUGGCUGGCAUCCACGAGACCACUUACAACUCUAUCAUGAAGUGCGAUGUGGACAUCCGUAAGGACCUGUACGCCAACACCGUCCUCUCCGGAGGUACCACCAUGUACCCAGGCAUUGCCGACAGGAUGCAGAAGGAAAUCACUGCCCUCGCCCCCUCCACCAUGAAGAUCAAGAUCAUUGCCCCGCCCGAGCGCAAGUACUCUGUAUGGAUCGGUGGCUCCAUCCUGGCCUCGCUCUCCACCUUCCAGCAGAUGUGGAUUAGCAAGCAGGAAUACGACGAGGCUGGCCCAUCAAUUGUUCACAGGAAGUGCUUCUAAAUUAUUAAUAAUAAUUUCAAUAAUUUAUAUAAUAAACGCUCGAGUAAUGUUAAGGGUAUGGUCCUAUACAAAUAAAUAUUGUUUUAUAUAUCUUGAUGUUUAUUUGCAUCAACACAUUCAGAAAAAUCUGAAGACUAUGUUCUCGCAUUCAACAAGGGAGUCGUAGUGUCUCGAUGACACUAUCUUUAGAGGGAAAAUUAAGACCAUUUAUCUUUAUGAUUUUAAUUGAAAUAAGAAAAUUUAAAUCUAUACUGAACAACAAGAAAAGAAAAUCCAAAUCAA
This is a messenger RNA of Penaeus monodon (black tiger shrimp), 1536 nucleotides long. RefSeq names its product actin, cytoplasmic A3a-like. Gene Ontology annotation, biological process: mitotic cytokinesis. Bases 124 to 1254 code for a protein of 376 amino acids. Lineage: Eukaryota; Metazoa; Arthropoda; Malacostraca; Decapoda; Penaeidae. The transcript has 3 exons. The record is from RefSeq and is a predicted model, not a curated record.